CUGCAAUCUGACUCGCAAGGCCAGCCGUCGUCCAUCCGCUAGCGCACAGAGCGCGCGCGCGCACCAGCAGCAGAGCCAGCUCGCGCUCCCCGCUUCCGGCCGGCCGCGAUGGCGCCCUCCACCUCCACUACGGCCGCCGCGGCGGCGGACGAGAGGGACCGCAAGCGCAAGCGCGGACCCGGCGGCGAGGAGGGGACGGAGGCGGAGGCGGAGGCGGAGAGGACGCCCAGGUGGCGGACGCGGCGGGAGCACGAGAUCUACUCCAUCAAGCUGCUCGACGCGCUGCGCCUCGUGCGCGCCGGGGGCGUCGGCGUCGCCCCGUCCCCGGCGCCGGCGCGCGAGGUGCGCGACGCGGCCGACCGCGCGCUCGCCGUCGCUGCCCGCGGCCGCUCCCGCUGGAGCCGCGCCAUCCUCGCCUCCCGCCGCGCGCGCCGCGUGCACCGCGUGCGCCUCCACGCUCCGGCGCCGGCUCUUGCCCCGCCACGGCGCGCUUCGCCGGGCGCGUCCUCCUCCUCCUCCGGCUCGAGAACCUCCUCGACGGCGCCGGCGCUGGCGAGGAAGGCGAAAGAGUUGGGGAGGCUGGUGCCGGGGUGCCGGAAGCUGCCGUUCCCGGCGCUCCUGUCAGAGGCGUCCGACUACAUCGCCGCGCUUGAGAUGCAGGUCCGCGCCAUGGCCGCGCUCGCGCAGGCCCUCUCCGCCGUCUCCCCGCCGCCGUGAUCCAUCCAUCCACAACCCCAAGAUCCCCCGCGAAUCAGCGACGCGCGUCGGCGCAUGUACAUUUUCUUCCCCCAUGCGUGCCGCUCCAGUGUGCGACGACGGAUCGACGACGCGCCACGCCGGCGAUUGUCAGCCCGGCCGGCCGCGUCCGUGCAUGCCAGUAGGAAGAAGAAGAAGAAGAAGAAGAAGAAACAGUAGCAGUUCAUUGUAGAUUCUUUGUUAGCGUUUUUGGUUUGCUCGGGAGUGUGCCCGCUAAUCUAAAUCCGUAAAUGCAUGAGAUUUUCAGUACA
Molecule: messenger RNA, 1007 nt
Organism: Hordeum vulgare subsp. vulgare (domesticated barley)
Lineage: Eukaryota; Viridiplantae; Streptophyta; Magnoliopsida; Poales; Poaceae
Product: transcription factor bHLH149-like
Exons: 1
Coding region: 109-717 (202 amino acids)
Biological process (GO): regulation of DNA-templated transcription
Source: RefSeq, a predicted model, not a curated record